This is a messenger RNA of Owenia fusiformis, 1584 nucleotides long. NCBI's taxonomy places the organism in Eukaryota, Metazoa, Annelida, Polychaeta, Sabellida, Oweniidae. The record is from the annotation of a GenBank genome assembly.
CUGGCAUUCUGAAAAAAUGUUUUCAGUCUCACUUUAAAGAUAAACUAUGGAUUAUUCCUUACCUUAAAACUCAGGGUAACAAAUUCUGUACUUGCUUGCCAGAGUAUCAGAGAUACUUUGGUCAACCCUCGGCACAAACUCAUCCGCAUAUUAUCAGCAAAGAAGAAGAAGUCACACCAGCAAUUACGAAGGAAGAAUAUGCUCAACGAAGAAACACUCUCAUGUCCAAUUUAUCAAAAUAUGGUAUCAAUAAGGAUUCUAGCAAUAUUUUAAUCAUCCCAUCUGCCGAGAAACAGUACAUGACACAUGAUAUACCAUACCCAUUUCGACAGAAUACAGAGUUUUUGUACCUGUGUGGGUUUCAGGAACCAGAUAGUGCUUUAGUUAUAUUCAACGAGGGUAAAACAUCAAGUCAUAAAUCUGUUUUAUUUGUGCCAAAACGUGAUCCGAAUUCAGAACUUUGGGAUGGUCCUAGAUCAGGAAUAGAUGGCGCUAUAGCUCUUACAGGAAUCGACGAAGCAUAUAAUAUGAGUGAACUGGAAUUAUUUCUCAACAAAUACCUCACACACAGCAAUAAGUUCACUCUUUGGUAUGAUACACAAAGGACGCCAGUGCCAAAUGUACAUAAUAGCACAAUAUCAGAGUUUAUUAAGCAGAAGAAACAUUGCUCAAUAGAAAAUCCAAAAAGACUACUGCAUAUGCAAAGAUUAUUGAAAUCUCCUGCUGAAAUUGAAUUGAUGCGUCAUACAACUGAAGUGGCAUCGCAAGCUUUCAUUGAUGUUAUGGCAUUCUCACAUCCUGGGGUUAAUGAGGCCCACCUUUAUGCCAAGAUGGAAGUGGAGUGCAGAAUGAGAGGAGCGGAUUUCCUUGCCUAUCCCCCUGUAGUUGCAGGAGGAAAUCGGGCCAACACCAUCCAUUACAUAGCUAACAAUCAGCUAAUAGAUGGCACAGAGAUGGUAUUGAUGGAUGCAGGUUGUGAGCUACAUGGGUACACCAGUGACAUCACUAGGACGUGGCCUGUUUCAGGUACAUUUACUGAUGCACAGAGAGAAGUUUACGAGGCUGUACUAGAAGUGCAGUUAGCAUGUAUUAAGCUAUGUAAAGUGGGAUGCAAGCUGGAUGAUAUGUUUAGAGCCAUGGUCCAUAUGAUUGGCAAACAGCUAAUAAGGUUGGGUAUCGUUCCUGAAUCCACAAGUGACUCUGAGAUCUACAAGUUGGCAAGGGAUAUUUGUCCCCACCACGUGAGUCAUUACUUAGGAAUGGAUGUCCACGACACACCUUCAGUAUCAAGGAGCCUGGCUAUACAACCAGGGACUAUUAUCACUGUUGAACCAGGCAUGUACUUCCCUAAGGACAACACAAAAAUACCUGAACGAUUCCGUGGAAUUGGCAUAAGAAUAGAAGAUGAUGUUCUCAUAACAGAAGAAGGUCCUGACGUCUUGACUCACAAUUGUCCUAAAACUAUAGGAGCCAUAGAACAUGUGAUGAAAUAUCAGAAACGUGUGACGUGGAGUAAGGAGGGAUAUUAGCAGUAAUGGGGGAAAACAUGGAGCUGGUAUAUAUGAAACAUGUAGCAGGAAUAUG